UUCAUUAAGCUUUAAACUGGAAAUUCUGACUGGUUAAUACAGUAUAGAUAAUCAACUAAAAUUACAAACUAUAAUAAAGUAGAUAAAAAUAAUAUACUAUAAUAAAUUAGAUAUUAAAAAUCUACUUGCUCAUGAAAAUUGAAAUAAAAAUUGCAUAACUAGAAAAAAACCUUAACAUUGGGGUAUGGUGCAAAUACAUAUAUCAAAUUGCAACACAGAAAUGGUUUCCAUUUAGAAUUGAAUUCUGCGUCAGAUUUACUUUUUAGAUAGGAAGUUAUUCUGGAGACAGGUAUAUUGCCACAAGUUGGUUAACUAUUCUCCCAAGGAAGAAACCAAGCAACCAACCUUAUGUAUAAGGAAUAUAUCCUUGUAGCAAUUACCAUAUUCAAAACUGGUUCAUUUUGUUUUAUUAGAAAGCAAAAAGGAGAGCUUGUUCACCCCUCUUCCCUCUAGUCUUCCAUUAUGUUCUGUCCCCCUCCCUCCCAGGUACAUUGUGGGAUUGAUUUUUUUUUUUGGCAGCUAAGCACAUUUUGAAAACAUAUAAUGGGCUGUCACAAGUGACCAUUUUAUUAUCUAGGGAUGUAGGUCCUAGAAUCAUUCUUUGAAUAAUAUUUUUGCAUUUCUUUCAAAAAAUUUAAAAUCCAUGAGGCUGAAAAUCAGGUAGAUAGCAAAAAAAGAGGAUUUGGCAGACAUCACAUUACUGUCUGUAAUAUAACAAUUUUUUGUUCAGAUGAUGACCUAAAUCACUUGUAGUCAUCGGGAGCACUGUGCAGAUAAUUCUGGAUAUUUAUUUUCCCCUACAAUUUAUUAUUGGACAUCCCAAAUUAACAACACCCAUAAGUGUCAUCUGCUGGAAUAAAGCGGCACAAACUUAAGAACCCUGCUGGAGUGGCAAAGAAAUUGGAGAAGAGGGUAUGCUGAGAUUGCUGCUGUCAAAUUGCCAGUUCUGCUGAGUGUAAAUUUUAGUGUAAAUUAAUUAAUACAAUGCGUAAUCAAGAUGUACUGUUUUUGCCCCCUUUCGCUUUAAAAGUCAGGGGUAGGCAACAAAUACAUCAUUAAAUCCAGAGAAAUGAUUUCUAAAACCAUUCAGAACAAAAUGAGCGAAAAGAUUCUUAAAACUAAGAGUAAGAAAUGUACUCUGCGAAGUGCUUAAUGUUGCACCUUCCGUAGUUUGGGAAUAACAUACAGAUUACAUUGGUUUCGUGUGUGCCCUUCAUAGGGACUUGUAGGAGUGAUAGCAUCCUCACGAGCACUCUGCUGCCUUUAAGAGAGGAGUAAGUCAUGGGGAAAUAAAUUAAUGCUCAGUGGAGGAAUUGUUUACAGUGUUAGUAGUUAAACUAUCACGUCUGGAGGACAUUUCAUUCCCUGAACAGUUUCCAAUACUUUUAGAAUACUUAAAAAUUCUUUUUUUCUCUCCUGUGAAACAAAAUAGCCCAUUUCCGACCGUCAUUUGGAUUAGCUAAUGAGAAAGUGGAUCGAAUUCAUAUAUAAUCCACUCCAAUCCAAAAGGAUUUUGGUCAGGCAACAGCAAGUCACCAAAUUAAAAAUGUGCAAUAAAGACAAUAGAAACAAAAAAUUAUUGGUAUCAAUAAUGGCUACGACAGUCAUCCAUAAUCAGAUGGGUUUAAGCAUGUUGGAACAUUGUUGAGUUUAGCUUCCAAAACCUAAGGAGGAUAGUGGCUGCCUGAAAUACUACACAGGAGACGUUUCAAAAAUUGGGGGGCUACCACAGGAAGGGCUGUCCACAUCUUAUGUACAUCUUUGCAAAAGUGGACGCUUAGAAAACCAUGUCUAGAUGUUUUUAGCAGGAACAUAAUCAGGCUUGGUUGUAGACAUUUUGGUGCCCUAGGCUAAGACAUAUCCUGGUAUUUCCUAUGGCCGUGAUGGUGAACCUAUGGCACGCAUGCCACAGGUGGCACGCAGAACCGUAUCGGAGGGCAUUGGAGCUCAGCUCCGGCGUGCAUAUACACGCUAGCCAGCUGAUUUUUUGGGCCUUCUGGGCCCACUGAAAGUCAGGAAACAGUCUGUUUCUGGCCUCCGGAGGGCCUCUGGGUGUGUGUGUGAAGGCCUGUUUUUCGCUCUCCCCAGGCUUCAGACCCUUUCUAGGAGUCGGGGGAGCAAAAAAACAGGCCUUCCAGUCCCACUGGAAGUUGGCAAACAGGCCAUUUCCAGACUCUGGAGGGCCUCUGAGUUUUUGCCCUCCCCAGACUCCUAAAAGAGCUCUGGAGCCUGGGGAAAGUGAAAAAUGGGCCUACCCCCCCCCUAAUUUUUGAGCUUACAAUUUUCUGUGAAAUUUGUUUAGCCCUUGAACAGAUCCACUGACACUGAGUGUAGUUUACUGUUUUUUGCUUUUUAAUGGGUUUAUUGCAGUUUGUUAGAAGCCUUUUCAAUUUUGAUGUCCCCCAAAAUUUGGCACCUUAGCUGACUGGUUAGGUUGCCUAGACCCAAAUCCAGUGGUGGGAUUCAGCCAGUUUGCACCACUUCGGGAGAACUGGUUGUUAACUUUCUGAGCAGUUUGGCAAACUGUUUGUUGGACGAAAUCAUUAGGGCAGAGAACCGGUUGUUAAAUUCCUUGAAUCCCACCACUGCCCAAAUCUGGUUGUUGCAUGAUGUAAGCAGAUAAUGAAGUUUUAAAAAAUGUUUGUGAUUAACAAGAUUGCAAGUAGAGAAAGAUGAUAUAGACAAUAGAUAAUAAGAUGGAGGGAAGAGGUCAAAGAUCAUAUUGGAAUAUCUUUUAGUGACUGCUAGAAUUAAGUUUGAAAUGGCAAGCAGAAAUGAAACCCAACUUGUAGCAUUUAAUAUAAUAUAUAAUAUAACAACAGAGUUGGAAGGGACCUUGGAGGCCUUCUAGUCCAACCCCCUGCCCAGGCAGGAAACCCUACACCAUCUCAGUCAGAUGGUUAUCCAACAUUUUCUUAAAAAUUUCCAGUGUUGGAGCAUUCACAACUUCUGCAGGCAAGUCGUUCCACUUAUUAAUUGUUCUAACUGUCAGGAAAUUUCUCCUUAGUUCUAAGUUGCUUCUUUCUUUGAUCAGUUUCCACCCAUUUGCUUCUUGUUCUACCCUCAGAUGCUUUGGAGAACAGCCCGACUCCCUCUUCUUUGUGGCAACCCCUGAGAUAUUGGAACACUGCUAUCAUGUCUCCCUUAGUCCUUCUUUUUAUUAAACUAGACAUACCCAGUUCCUGCAACCAUUCUUCAUAUGUUUUAGCCUCCAGUCCCCUAAUCAUCUUUGUUGCUCUUCUCUGCACUCUUUCUAGAGUCUCAACAUCUUUUUUACAUCGUGGUGACCAAAACUGGAUGCAAUAUUCCAAGUGUGGCCUUACCAAGGCAUUAUAAAGUGGCACUAACACUUCACGUGAUCUUGAUUCUAUCCCUCUGUUUAUGCAGCCCAGAACUGUGUUGGCUUUUUUAGCAGCUGCUGCACACUGCUGGCUCAUAUCUAAAUGGUUAUCCACUAGGACUCCAAGAUCCCUCUCACAGGUACUACUAUUGAGCAAGGUACCACAUAUACAGUACCGGUGCAUUUUGGUUUUUUUGCCUAAAUGUAGAACCUUACUUUUUUCACUGUUGAAUUUCAUUUUGUUAGAUAGCGCCCAAUGUUCAAGUCUGUCAAGAUCUUUCUGUAACUUGAGCCUGUCUUCUGGAGUGUUGGCUAUUCCUGCCAGCUUGGUGUCAUCUGCAAAUUUGAUGAGUUCCCCAUCUAUCCCCUCGUCCAAGUCAUUGAUGAAGAUGUUGAAGAGUACUGGGCCUAAAACAGAGCCUUGGGGUUCUCCACUGCAUACUUCCCUCCAUGUGGAUGUAGUUCCGUUGAGGACUACACGUUGAGUGCGGUUGGUCAGCCAGUUAUGAAUCCAUCUGGUGGUGGUGCUGUCUAACCCACAUUUUUCUACUUUAUCUAGUAGUAGGUUAUGGUCUAUUUUAUUAAAUGCUUUACUGAAGUCCAGAAGUAAUUUAAAACAUUACUUCUUUGGUUGUCCCAUUACUUUGGAGCUCUCAUUCUCACCCCCAUCCCCCGAGAUCCCCAACUAAUUAAACAUCUCAAAACUCUCACAAGCAUGUAAGAUAAAUAAUUUAAUCCUAAAUCAUGUAUUAAAUUAAAAUACGCUAGUUAAAUUUAGAUCUGCAAAUAGACUUUUAGACGUUUUUCAGUUUAUUCAAAUUUCAGUGAAGCUAAAUGAGGUACUUGCUAAACAUUACGGACACCUACAGAAAGUUCUCACGUUGCCUAGCUGAGAUUUGGAACCCAAAUAUUUGUUGCUUCUGCUAAUCAAAAUAAAAAUUUAGUUUAGCCAUUUUAUCCAUUCCUACCUGGAAACACAUUGAAUAUAUAAUAUUCGUGGCAAACACUCAUAGGAUCAUUCUUUAAAAAUGAUGCCUCUAAAGUGGAAAUAACAAGUCCCAUGUAGGCAUUUGUUCUAAAAAAUGGAGUUGACACAAGAAGAACCUUACUUUGUUAUUCUCAUUGUCCUUUCUCCCCACUGCACAUAAUAGAUUCACUGAUUGACGAAUUUCAGAAUUUUGAUACUGCAAUCAAUGGACACAAUGCAAGUGGAGAAUACCAAACAUAAGAGUUGCAUGUAAUAUCAUCUGUCACACCACUAAAAGAAUCUACCUAUCAAAUACUUAGCAUCCCUCCCCAAAUACUCAAGAUCCCUGUAUACACAAGCAAUCUGUCUUCUGGGAUGUGUUCUCAAAGCAACUACGAAGUUAAAAGUAAAACCAAAUUCUACUAAGAAUAUCAACUGAUUCUCCCCCUAGAUCAAAUGCAGUGGUGGGUUUCAAAUUUUUUUACUACCAGUUCUGUGGGUGUGGCAUGGUUUGAUGGGCAUAGCUUGGUGGGCGUGGCAGGGGAAGGAUACUGUAAAAUCUCCAUUCCUUCCCCAUUCCAGGGAAAGGUUACUGCAAAAUCCCCAUUCCUUCUGAUCAGCUGGGACUUAGGAGGCAGAGAAAAAUGGGGACGGGGCCAGACAGAGGUGGUAUCUACCGGUUCUCCGAACUACUCAAAAUUUCUGCUACCGGUUCUCCAGAACUGGUCAGAACCUGCUGGAACCCACCUCUGGUCAGAUGAUCCCUAAAAUGCCUUAAUUUUCAUGGCAUUAGCUGAAAUUGGUAAGAUUAGACAUUUAAAAAGACACCAAAGCUUUAAGAAAGAACAAUUGUACAACUGAACAUAUGAAAUGAUGCUUUUUUUAAAAAAAAGUUUCUAGGCAUCAUUUUUCUGGAAGUGGUGGGAGCAUUUUAUUAUCAGAGAGAACCCUCAGUCUGCCCUCUUUGGGGAAUCCAGUUCUUCCUCUUUCAUUUCCCUUGGGUUGCACAAAGAGAAGGGAGGGGCUAUAUUUAGAAAUAUGGGGGGUGGGGGGGAGGUGGAGCUCAAGCCUUUUCAAAAUGAAAAUAUUUCAGGAAAUGAAAAUAGAAGGCAAGGACACAGCUGCUGCUUGACAAAUAGGGAGCAGAGGCCAAAAUAUGUCUGAGCACAGACCUAAAGAGGGCCGUGAAAAUAUUUGCAGAUCCCUCGCAUCCUGGACAUAAACUGUUUCAACUCCUACCCUCAAAACGACGCUAUAGAGCACUGCACACCAGAACAACUAGACACAAGAACAGUUUUUUCCCGAAGGCCAUCAAUCUGCUAAACAAAUAAUUCCCUCAACACUGUCAGACUAUUUACUGAAUCUGCACUACUAUUAAUCGUUUCAUAGUUCCCAUCGCCAAUCUCUUUCCACUUAUGACUGUAUGACUAUAACUUGUUGCUGGCAAUCCUUAUGAUUUAUAUUGAUAUAUUGAUCAUCAAUUGUGUUGUAAAUGUUGUACCUUGAUGAACGUAUCUUUUCUUUUAUGUACACUGAGAGCAUAUGCACCAAGACAAAUUCCUUGUGUGUCCAAUCACACUUGGCCAAUAAAAAAAUUCUAUUCUUUUCUAUUCUAUUUCUAUUUUCCCCAUCCCUUUCUCUGUCUGCUCUACUUUCCCUUCCUCCACUGCCACUACAUCAUCUUAAUGGGCUUCCCUAAUACAGACCUUUUCUAAUAAUGAGCAUGUUUCAGUCUUUUUUCUGGCACCGACACUGAUGAUGUUACCUAGUUUGGGUAAUGAAAUGUCUGCAUGAAAACAACCAAGUUCAGAGAGCACCAAGGAUCCCUCAAUCUUUUUUCCUCCUUUAAUGGCAUCAUCUUUGUUCUUUGUUCACCAGGACAAGAGGUCAACGAAGUGACCCUUUCCAGAUUAAGACUCCGAGUUCUUCCACUUGAAGUGCUACAAAAUAACAGUAUAGAGAGCCUGAAUUUGGACCGAAACAAGCUGAAACAUGUCACUGGGAUUUCAAGCCUUUACAACCUGAAAAAAUUGAUUUUAUCGAAAAAUGCAAUGACAGAAUUUCCAGUGGAAAUCCGGAACCUGAUCCAUCUGGAGAAGCUCGAGCUCAAUCAAAAUCAAAUCCGAGAUAUCCCCGAGGGGAUCUUCUCUUCUCUCCCUAAGUUAAAACAUCUUCGACUUAACAACAACCAUUUAGACAGUCUUCCUAAGGAUUUAAGUUCCUGCCGGGACUGUCUCCAGUAUCUGAACUUGUCCACAAACGUAUUUCAAGCCAUCCCUCGAGUAGUCUUGGAGUUGAAAAACUUGCAAGAAUUCUACAUGCAAAAUAACCUUUUACGUCAGCUGCCUAAAGAGAUGUUCACAGAGCUGUCCCUGAAGAUGUUCAAAGUAAAUGGGAACUCACUGAGGGAACCCCCAAACGAGGUAUGUGCAGGGGGUAUCAAACAGAUCAUCAGUUACUUCAAUCAGCUACAGAAUGGCCAAGCUGAAGAGGACAAGCGUGUCAAGACAAUGUUUUUGGGGACAUCCUUAGCAGGAAAGUCUACAGUGUGCAAAAGCUUAAAGCAGGGACAAGUUGUUCGACUAUCCAUGGAAGAACGCACUGUUGGGAUUGAGAUAAGCGAGUUCCAUAUCCAAGGCUUCACCUUUCUCUUUUGGGAUUUUGCUGGCCAGCUGGAAUACUAUGUGACCCACCAUAUGUUCAUUACUUCACAGGCCCUUGUCAUCUUGGUCAUUAACCUUCACCAGUAUCAGCUUACCAACGACUCCUUCAAGGAUCUUGUUGGAUUUUGGAUUAGCAACCUCUUUAUGCGAGUGCCAAAUUCUGUAGUCCUUCCUGUGGGAACUCACGUGGACGCUUGUUCAGAAGAGGAGGUUGAAGAAAAGAAAAAGGAUAUCAUGUCCAAGAUACAGGCCAUGCUGGAGGAGAGACAGACCAACCUAACUCACCUUAUUACUAACCUGGAAGACAAUGAGGAAUCGGAGUUCUAUGAAGACCAGUGGACUCGAGUGAAAGAAAUGGAAAAUUGCACCCUUACAAUUCUAGAUCUUGUUCCUGUCAAUGGCAUGGAUUACCUGGACAUUAAAAAACUCGAAGAAAUCAUUUUGGAGCAUGUCAAGAAUGAAGAGCUCUUCCCCAAUGUCAUCCAAGUGCUGCCCCCUAUCUAUAAACGAGUGGAAGCAGCAAUUGUGGAUAUGAUGCAGAAUAACGAAGAGAUGACCGAACAUGGGAUGGUGAGUUUCAAUCUUUUACACAGCAAGCUCUCCCGCCAGUAUCAUUUGGAUAGAGAACUUCUGCAGGAUAUUUUGAGAUAUCUACAUCGCAUUGGAUUAAUUGUAUGGUAUGAAAAGAUCAAGCAGCUGAAGAACACAGUGUUCUUACGUCCAACUAUUCUGAUCACUCUCUUCAAAACUCUUGUGAGGUAUGGCCUAAUGCAACAGCUGGAGAGCAUUUCUGUGGACAUCUUGAUAGGAGAACAUGCCACCAUCCGAGACCGGGCCAAUUGGGCAUUGACAUUUAAAUCCAAAGCCAUCUUAUGCCAGAAAGCCAUGAGAGCUUUGCUUAAGCAGCAGCUUUCUUUAGACAACAUGGUAGACAUCUUUGAGGAAAUGGUGGGAAGCAGAUUCCAGAAGGGGAAACUCUUCAGCCUACUUGAGUACUUUGAGAUCUGCCUGGAGAUCAGAAAUGUAGAAGGACUUAAUCCUAGAGCCAGAACAUUUGUACCUGGGGAGCCCUGGGAAACUCUGCCAAACCUGGAGAAGGACACACACUACUUAUUUCCUAACUAUCUCAAUCAAAGUCAGGAGGUUUCAGCAAGGUGGGGAGAAGAUCACAAAGAGGACUUGCAUAUUCGCUUGUACUUUUCUCCUGAGAUCCCAGAGGGCUUCUUCCAAAGACUCAUGGUGAAAGCUUGUUCCUUCUUUUCAACUCACUGGGUUGCUAAAGCCAUCUGCCUGCUCAUAUGCAGUGGCAAACCUUUACUGAUCAAAGCAAAUAACCAAAAAGCGUACAGCUACAUUGAGCUCAGGUGCAGAAAGCCAGGAGAGAGGGUUGGAUUCCAGUUAACUUGGGACUUUAUUAUAACAAUCAUCUCCAUCAACCAAAAACUCCUGGAGGAAUGGCCUGGGCUCCAUCUUUGCAUAAAAGCUCCUUGCCGGACAGUUGGAUGUCCUGCUGAAUUUGUCUGGCCAGAUCUGGAUGAUAACAUGACUAUGUUCAAAGAAGAUAUUAAAACUUGUGGAAUUUGUGCCCAUCGAUUUGAAACAGAGCUCCUGUUUCCCAAAGUUCCAAACAAACCAAGCAGAACUGAGGUUCCUGCACAAUAUUAUAUCACCAGCUACGGGAAUGCUACCUUUGGAACCAGCACUGUCCAUGUGGAAAGACAGAACAUCUUGGAUAAAUGAAAACAGCCACAAAGGAUAAAUCACCAGCCAACAUCAUUUCUGUCGAUGUUAUUUCAUGACCAUUUCAAAUAAAAAACAAAAGACAUACUUCUUAAAUUUAC
Molecule: messenger RNA, 8811 nt
Organism: Ahaetulla prasina
Lineage: Eukaryota; Metazoa; Chordata; Lepidosauria; Squamata; Colubridae
Product: malignant fibrous histiocytoma-amplified sequence 1 homolog
Exons: 11
Coding region: 6098-8710 (870 amino acids)
Molecular function (GO): protein binding
Source: RefSeq, a predicted model, not a curated record